Prinia subflava (tawny-flanked prinia) is the source of this 5883-nucleotide messenger RNA. RefSeq names its product immunoglobulin-like domain-containing receptor 1. Lineage: Eukaryota; Metazoa; Chordata; Aves; Passeriformes; Cisticolidae. The transcript is spliced from 8 exons. Bases 89 to 1693 code for a protein of 534 amino acids. The record is from RefSeq and is a predicted model, not a curated record. Gene Ontology annotation, cellular component: plasma membrane. Gene Ontology annotation, molecular function: high-density lipoprotein particle receptor activity.
GCCCAGGGACAGGUGCCACGGAAGGGGAGGGACAGUGGGCGCGACGUCCCCGGGCGGAGGAGGAGGAGGAGGAGGAGGAGAGCGCGCCAUGGCCCCGCACGGGUGGGCGCUGCUGCUGGCCUGGCUGCCGGCCGGCUGCCUCUCGCUCCUGGUGACAGUGCAGGAUGUCGAGCGUUACACCACCUUAUUUGCCACUGUCAUCCUCAAGUGUGACUACAGCACCUCGGCGCAGCUGCAAGACGUGGUGGUGACCUGGCGCUUCAAAUCCUUCUGCAAGGACCCCAUCUUUGACUACUACUCAGCCUCAUACCAGGCUGGCUUGGCCCUCGGCCAGGACCCCUCUGACGACUGCAAUGACAGCCAGCGGAAGGUGCGCAUUGUCAUCCAGAAAUUCGGGCAGAAGGACCCUGUGCUGGGCAUCGACUACCAGCAGCGAAAGAUCACCAUUCAGAACCGAGCAGACCUUGUCAUCAGUGAGGUGAUGUGGUGGGACCAUGGCAUGUACUACUGCACUGUGGAAGCACCAGGAGAUACCUCAGGCGAUGCGGACAAAGAAGUUAAGCUGAUUGUUCUCCACUGGCUCACAGUACUCCUCAUCAUUCUCGGUGGCCUCCUCCUCCUUCUGCUCAUCGGGAUAUGCUGGUGCCAGUGCUGCCCCCAGUAUUGCUGCUGCCACAUCCAGUGUGGCUGCUGUCCAACACGGUGCUGCUGUAACCAGAAAGUCCUGGAACGGCACCAGUUCAUGAAGCGGGCUCAGGCACUGGCACCUUGGUUAUCACCCAACAUGUUCUACGGUGCUGGCGACAGGAACUCAAAACUUUCCUCUUACCAGCUCAACCCUCUGCUGCAACAAGAUGUAUCUCUACAGAACAGUCUUCCACUGGUGCAGCCACAAGCCCAGCUUUCCCAUAACAACGGUGUUUUGGACUAUCUGGAGUCUGAAAUCCAAAACCUGCACACGUCCCAGCUGCGGCCGUCCUCCCAGCAGCGGCAGGCUGUGCAGCCCAGCUUGCUGUCCUCGCUGGGCUCCGACAUCGUGCCACCUCCUCUUGCCGACCACGUCUCCUCCAUCCAUGGCAGCAGCAACUCCUCACGGCCACAAAGAGCCUCCCGCACCCCCAGGCCCUGGGACUCGGCAGUGGAGGACAGGAGGGAGAACCGGCGGUGGCCCUUGCCUUCCAGUGGGGAUUCUCACUCCAGCUACAGCCAGGAGCCCUGGGACAGGCAGCGAGAGGAUCACCCUCCGCGGCAGAGGACAGGCGGCUACAAUGGCAGGCCCCAGCACCUCAGACGGGAUGCGUCACCCCCGCGCCAGGCUGAGAGGGGCAAGAGCAGCAGCAGUUUCUAUCCAGAGGAGACCAAGGAGCGCUCCAGCCACCACCGUGGUGGGAGGCAGGAGCCCGGGGGAAGGCGGGAAUACGAGCACCAUGCUGGGAGGAGCAAUUACUCCGGGCAGAGGCGGCACAGCUACUCCCCCCCUUCUUCUCGCAGGGGCUCGUGGAGCUCCUCAGAAGAGCAGGUCCGUGUCCCGGUGUCCAACCGCAGGCGGAGGAACCGCAGGUCCCGCGAGUGGCCAGAAGAGAAACCCCCCAGUUACCGCUCCUUAGAAAUCAUCCCGGCUCAGGACAAGAAGCACAAAGGGACCCGCUCGGACAGAGGAAGUUCCCACAGUGGAAGAAGCAUAGUCAUUUAAUGUCAAUACUGGAAGAACCAAAAUGCCCACUGGACUCCUCCUAGAUUUUUUACUAUUAAGGUUGGGAUGGCUGCUUUUGAUUGAACAAACAGCAAUAAAACAGAUGAAGCAGCUUCCCCUUAGACUUACAACUCUGAAGAAUAUAAGUCUGGUGCCAUGAAAGCCAUACAUUUUUAUUGCUGUGAUUUGGAAGCUUAGGUUGAGCUAAGUUCUAAUGGGCUGAGGUUCAUUGAAAACGUUCUAGUAGAAACAGCAGAUUUUUUUCAGUAAAUAGUGUAUUCCCAGUCUUUAAAGAGAGAAACCAGCUCUCUUUAUUAAGUGUCGUGGCACUGCAAGGAGCCCAGUGUGUAAAACGCUUUGCACACCAGUUUACCAGAGAAAGGUUCCAAUGUUCAAGGAGUUGUAAAGUAACAAGACAGUAGAAUAAUUUAGAUUGGAAGAGACCUCUGGAGGUCAUCUGAUCCAGUCCCCUGGGAGCUUUGUUGGGGGAGUCACAACAUCUUUGGAAUGCCCUUUGUUGUUCUUCAGAAUGUGUAACAUUUGUUGCUUCGGCCUGGCUGCUCAGCAGAGCUGGGACAGUUGCUUUCUUUUGUCCCCACUAAGCCUCUCUCCCAAACAGGAGGAUCACAGUCUAAUAAGGUCUCACUGGCAUGUCUGCAAACUGCCAGCUUAUUUGCUCUUUACUGACUGAAAGAACCUACUACUUUGAGCCUAGACCUUAGUGCCUUAAAAGAUACUUGUGUUAGCCUUUCAUACAGACUUGAAUUUAUUUGUAAACUUAAAGGGCUAAAUUUACCAAGGUUUGUCCUUGCCUACAAGGACUGAGCAAAGUAUGACUGCGUGGAGCAGAAUUUCCUUCCGCUCAAGGAGGCAUGGUUUUGGUGAAUAUAUCUUGCCUAAGCCAUGUACUCUUUUCUAUACAUUUUGUAGUCUUCCUUUCCUCUCUGUGCCAUGUAUCAUAUACAUGGGGUGGGAUAAAUGACUCUGAAGAAUUCUUAGAGUCACCAUUUUUACUGAUCUUUACCCUGACACUUACACCAGCAUGUGUGGUGCCUCUGAUCUGGAGCUGGAUUGUAGGGUUUCCUCCAUUCUCAACCUGACACUAGAAGGCAGAAUUUCUCUAUGCUUUGAGGCCAGUUGUGAAGGAGAACUUGUCAUCUCUCCUUGAUGAGAUUAAUCCACUGUUUUAAUUUAAAAUGUUCUGGAGAAAGAGAAGCUCUGUGGAUGCUGGCUGCUUCCAUGGGAAGUUGUCUUGCAGGAGGCACUUCUUGGAUUUGAGGGACUCCGCGGUUGGCAAGGAUGUUUUGGAGAAUCUUGAGAAUUAUUUUGUAACCCAGGCAGUGGAGAUUGGCCAGUAGCAAUGACUGUCUUGCCUAGUUUAUUUCGCAGCCACUGCCACAUGGGACACUGCUACUGUUUGUUUUUUAAUGUCCUAAUUACUGAUGUGCUUAUGCUUUCCCCUGGAAGACUUGGAGAGACUUUCACUUUGUCCACCUCCUUUUUUUUUCUUUUCUUUGGACAAUGAUGGGAAACACCACACUUUGAAGAAGUGAUCCUAGUUGGAUAUGCAAUGCAGUUGCUGGUCAACCCAGGGCUACUCCAGAGUGCUCAUCUUCCUACAGUUUCUUGGCUGAACAUGCUUAUUCAUAAUUCCUACCUAUGGAGAUACAGCAGGAGGACCAAGGAGCUUCUCUGGUUGACUUUGUUUCAGCACUGGAGGCCUACUUUUUGAAGACAGAGUCUCUUUCCCACAGUUGAUGGCUAUCAAAAAAAUAAAAUUAAAAAAGAGCUAAAAGAUCUAGAAGACUUACUCCAAUGUUUAAAAUCAAGAAAGGAGGGCUCUAAUUACCAUAGUGCUUGUCUGCCUUAGGCCCAGACUCAGCAAUGUGAAUUGACCCAUGAGUCACAUUUGAAAUACAGGGAAUUGUGUUCACAGAACUUGCAAAGCUAGGAUCACUCUUGAAUCAGCCACUGUCUGUGGAUCUUUUUUUUUUCUAAUUUUAUGACAUGCUUAGGAUUUUAUGAACCACCUUUUUGUAUGAUGGACUAUUUUUAUUAGUUAAGAGGCAUUUAUGUUGACUGCAGUGACGGAAAAUUAUAUGGGGCUGCUUCUUCUAAAACUAGCAACCAGUUUAGACAUUAGCUUUGCCCUCUGCUGACUUUUAGCAGAUAGCCAGAGCCCUGCAGAUUCUACCCUUGGAAGCUGAAUUGGUAACCUGGAAUUUGACUCCCUCCUUGUGACUCCAGUAGGUUCAUACAUCAUGCAAGAGAACUUUUUCCUGUCUUAGCCCAGAUGUCCAGGUUUCAGGAAAGGGCUGACCCUUUCUUCAUCAAAGAGUAGAGGCUAUUUGAGACACGUGGUGAGAUCCCAAGCUAGUUGCAUGGAAGGAGUUCUCUUUCCUGCACAUUCGAGUGUGUACAAGCCAACACAUGCCAGCAAGUUUUCCCAAGAGCAAGAAGCCACUCACACUGCAAGAAAACUAUGAUGACUCUCUCUGUAAUGGGAGCAGCUGUUGGAACUGCUGGAGUAUGAGCACGCUAAAAGCAGAGGUGGUGCUUUUUUAUCUACACCUAUGAAGGAUCCCUCCAUCUUUAUUUGUUCCUGUAGUCCCCAUAAUUGAGCUAGGAUGACUAAUUGUAGAUUUGUGAACACAAUUCGCAAAUUGUAAAGUCCGAAGGGUUUUAUCUAUAUCAUACUUGAUUUCCUCUUUUGUCACUUCGUUCAUGUUUAUAGAACCAUUAAACAAAACUCUUCAGGGAAAAUAGAUUGUAUCUCUGUGUUAAUUCUGCAACUUCUUAAAUUGUGACAGAAGUAGAUUGGGUGAUCCAGCAGGGAAGCAGAAAUGAUACUAGGCUUAGUGGUCUGCAGCCCACUGCGGUUCAUAUAGCACCAGCUGGUGGGCUGUAAAAUAACGACAAAGGAAAUCUAUCUUUGCGUGCUUUACAACUGCUCGCAGACAGAAAAGUGGGAAGGAAAUAGGCUCUGCUUUAGAUGCUUAUUUCUGAUUUUAAUUUGCUUUAAAUGAAACCCAUUGUGGCAGCAUUGCACAAUACAACAUAGAACCUUUUCCCAGUAAGAUCACAGGGUCUUUGUCUUUUUAAGAGAGAGAGAGAGAACUGAGCUGCUCCAACACAGCACACUGAAAGAAAUAACAGUAGGAAAUAUCCUGGCCUCAUUCUUUCUACAUUGCAAUUUAUUCAUGCUUAAUUUUUUAGCCAUUCCAGAGAGCUGAUGUUCAUAUGUCAGCCCAUUCAUGAUGGAAAAAUUUGAAUAUUUCACAUAUGGGAGUUAUUGCUAUUCUAGACUUUUGUUCUUCUGUUCUUGCUGGAAGAACAAGGAAUAUACCUUACCCCCAGAUUCAAAGAAUGAAUCUUCUGUCUCAGAUAAAGUGCCUUCAUAGCCGCUGUUACCCUAAUUUAAAAUAAUGUAACGAGUAAGUGACCAUGCCACACAGGGCCAGAUAAGGUCACCCAUGCUACAGUCAGCUGCUUUCUACCUCAGACCAGAGAAGCAUAAGAGAGAUAAAGAAUUGUGUGAUUUUUCUUUGAUUAAGAAAGUACUUGCAAUAUCUGGCUUUCUUGCUUAUUUGCAGAGCACCCUGCCAUUCUGGAAUGCCAUUCCAGGAAUGGUGGCCAAGGGCUGCUUCUGGGCAAUCAUUGAUCUGGUCUUGGCAAGUGCCCGUUUGGCACUAGAAAGUGCUGAAAUGCCCAGUUGCUAUCUCUGGGAUUGUAUUCAUGACACCACUGCCUAAAGUUAGGCUGACUUCAGGGCUGGGGAACUUGCCUUGUGUGGUAACAGCCACAAUGCAAAGCUCUUUAGCAGUAUGAAUUACCACACAGGGCAGCUAAGUCCCUUCUCUUAUUACCUCCUGCAGCACAUCAGUUUAAAACACCCACUUAGAGCCUCCCAAUUGUUGACCUGACAGAAGAAAGAAAUGACACUUGAGGUUAUCUUGAAUUAACCUCUCCUAGUAAUGACUGCUCAUUGCUGUUUCUGCUAAGUUAAAUGCCUAUGAUGUGCCUUGUGCUGGUCUUCUGAAUGUUAUUCCAGCUGUCAAAGAAGAUGAUAAGUGUGUAGAUUCUUUUCAAUGACUGUCAAAUGUAUAACUGAAAUAUAAGAGAACUUUCAACCAGUUGCUCUAGUGUGUUCUUCCUAGACCAUAAAUUGCUUUUUAGUGUUUGCACCAGAA